Molecule: messenger RNA, 2970 nt
Organism: Saccostrea echinata
Lineage: Eukaryota; Metazoa; Mollusca; Bivalvia; Ostreida; Ostreidae
Product: CWF19-like protein 2
Exons: 18
Coding region: 23-2707 (894 amino acids)
Biological process (GO): mRNA splicing, via spliceosome
Cellular component (GO): post-mRNA release spliceosomal complex
Source: RefSeq, a predicted model, not a curated record
UUCACUGAUAAAAGAGCGAGACAUGGAUUCUGGAAUUGCAUUUGAGAGCUCAAGAGAAUUAGAUAGAAAACGAAAGGAGAAGAAUACUGCAAGGCAAAAGAUACUGAAUCAAGCCAAAAAAGAAUAUGAAAAGGAAGAACGGAAGAGGGAACAGGCCAAAGCAAGAGGAGAGGAUACGUGGAUGUUACCUUCAUUAGAGAAACGUAUUGAAAAAGAAAAGGAGCAUUAUGAGAAGUCAAACAAACACAAAAAAGAAAAGAAAAAGAAGAAAAAAAGUAAGAAAAAGAAGAAAAAAAGUGAAAAAGAAGAGUCCUCUUCGUCUAGUAAUAGUGAAUCAGAUGAGGGAGAGAUGUGGGUUGAGAAAUCUAAACCAGCUUCAGCAGCCAAUAAAAGCAUGGAAUCCAAACCUGUCAUCAAGGGGCCCCAGUUACAGAGAGAUACUUGGAUGGAAGCCCCACUAGACCUAAUCCCCACCAUAACAAGGAAGGAGAUCAAAGAUGCCAAGAAAGCAGACAAUCAAGAAGAGGAGAAAAAGAUCAUGAUUGAUCAAUUAGGACAACAUGAGAGAGAACUGAAUCCAUACUGGAAAGAAGGAGGGACAGGUUUACCAGAGGAGAAUGUGCUCCAGAAAAAGGCUAGUGCCCCAUCAGGAGUGGGAGAUGGGGGAUACUCAUGGAUGAAAAAGGCCUACAAUAGAUGUGUGGAGCAGGCCAAGGAAGAAAAUAGGACCUUAGAGGAUGUAGCUACUGAGAAAUAUGGGUCUCUGGACAAACUGGAAUCAAUGUUAAAGUCUGCAGAAAAAGCAUACAGAGAAAUCACUAGAAGUAAGCAACAAGAGAGUCACCAGAGAGACAUAGACAGUAGAAGACAAAGAUUUAUGAAGCCUGGCGAAAGUGACAGUGGAAGAAGGAGAGGGUUUAUGAAGCCAUCUGAUGACAAUGAUUCUAGGUCCAAAGGAUGGAGAAGGGAGAGGUCAAGGUCAAGAGAGCGAAGGAGGUCAAGAUCAAGAUCCAGAGAGAAAAGAUCACGGUCAAGAGAAAGGCAAAAAUCAAGAGAGAGAAAAUCAAGAUCAAGGUCAAAAGAGAGAAGAUCCAGAUCUAGGUCAAGGUCAAAUUCAAGAGAUAGAAGUCAUAGGUUAAAGGUUGAUGGGAAUUAUGGUGAUAGGUCAGAAUCAAGAUAUUCUAAAGGAGGUGAAAGUGAGAGAUCUUCAAAAAGACUUGAAAGGCGUUUUAUGAAACCAGGUGAGGACAACUCAUAUAGAAUGGACAAUAGGCAUAAUGUGAAAUCUGCACCAGCAUGGAAGAAAAAAGAAUUCCAUAAACCAGAAAUCACUGAUAAAGGGGAAAGAAGCAGCAGCAGGUCACCUAAAGAAAGAAAAAGGAGACCAUCUACUUCAUCAUCUUCAUCAGAAUCAAGUUCUGAUGAAGAGAGCGAGUCUGGAGGAGAAAAAGAAGACAAAGCAGGAACAAGUGCUGGUCAGAAAGAGGUUAAAGAGGAGAGUGAGGAAGAGGUGGUCCUGCUGUCUGAGAAGGAGAUGAAUCAACUGGGGGCCAAAAUAGUCCGGGCAGAAAUCAUGGGGAACAAUGCACUUGCUGUCAAAUUAAAGGAGCAGCUAGAAAAAGCUAGGGAGAAUAAAGAAAAAUACAAAGAUACAGUGCCCCCUGGUGAAGAAGCAUCUAAUGUAGUGGUGCUGGCCAGAACUGGUGUCUCUGGAAUAGCCAGGCCUGUGGCUGAUCGGGAACAUGAACCUCAGAAAGGGAAACGCAGAAAGAAAAAGGAAAAGGUGCUCACACAUGGAAAAACAGGAGAGAGGGAGCGGUACUUUGCUGAUGAUGACAGAUUUGAUGUCAAACAAAUGGUUGAAAGAGAGAAAAUGGGAACUGCAGAAGAUCAGAACUCAAUGUUUUCUAGACUUGCUGGCAGAAGUGUGGAGAAGACAGAUGAGGAUUAUGACUUAGACGACAUGUUUGUUAGCAGAGCCAACACUAAAGAAUCGGGUGCCAAAGUGGAAGAAAGAGAGCGUGCUUUAGCCAUCAGGGAGCAUAAGAACAUCUCUGACUGCCAGAUGUGUUUUGAUAAAACUCCAAAGCACCUCAUUAUCUGCAUAGGAACUAAGGUGUACCUCUGUCUUCCCAAUAGUAAGUCUCUAUGUGAGGGCCACUGUCAGAUUGUCCCAAUGCAGCAUGCUGUCUCAGGUACUGUAGUGGAUGAGGAUGUCUGGAGUGAAAUCCAGAUGUUUAGGAAGGCGCUCACACGAAUGUUUGAGUCAAUGGAUCAGGAUGUUGUGUUCAUGGAGACCUGUAUGGGACUACGAUAUCAUCCCCAUAUGCUCAUAGAGUGCAUUCCCAUGGAAAAAGAGACAGGCGACCUUGCUCCUAUAUAUUUCAAGAAAGCCAUACAAGAAUCUGAGUCGGAAUGGUCUGACAAUAAAAAGUUGGUGGAUCUCAGUAAGAAAGAUGUCCGUAGAUCCAUUCCAAAAGGUUUUCCUUAUUUUGCUGUUGACUUUGGAAUGCAGGGUGGAUAUGCACACGUGAUAGAGGAUGAAAGACAAUUUCCUAAGUAUUUUGGAAAGGAAGUAGUGGGUGGCAUGAUUGACGCCGAGCCCAGACUCUGGCGACGCCCACAGAAAGAAGGCUUUGAGGAUCAGAGGAAGAAAGUCCUUCAGUUUGCAGACUGGUGGAAACCUUAUGAUUGGACAAAUAAUUAAUAAAUUCUAUGGCUAGGAAAAGUCUUGAAAUGUAAAUGCUCCUCUAGAAAGCUGUUCCACAAGUCUUCCUUGUCCUCUAGACCUCCAAAUGUUCCAUGAUAUCAGAAAUCAAUGUAGAUAUAAUGAACUCUUACUGUCAGUGUUACACACUGAAUAUUAAAGGGUUUUGUUCCCACAGGGCCUGUAUUUUUGUUGUAAAGCAUUUUUACAAAAAAUGUUUAGUUUAUCAAUUAUUUAUGCUGCUAUGUAUAGUUUGAUCAGAC